GCCACGAUACGAAAGUGACUCUCAGAGCUCGGCCGGAGGAAGUGGAGCAUCAGGGAGCUCAUCUAGCUAUAGCAGUGGAGCAGGAAAUACCACUACCCCUUCUGCCACACCGAGCUCGUCCGCUCCCUCUACUGCUACGACUUCAGGCCAACCCUCCAACUUUGUCAGAGCCCCCGCCAGGCAAAAUACUGGUGCAUGGGGUGCAUUUGGUGAUGGCGCGGAUGAGCCUGCUCCGCCUCCUUAUACUCUUGAAGCCAUCGAAGAAACCCCUGCGGCUGCCACUCCUUCGGCUUCAAACACAACCACCAGUCCAGCGACCAGCUCGGCCUCUCCUGUACUUACUCAACAACAACAAUCAUCUCCCGUAUCAACCUCUACUCAACAAUAUCCCUCACCAUCAGCAGGUUCCCCGUCUGUAUCACAGGUCGGGGUCCAUCGACAUGCGUCCUACUCUGUCUCCUCAGGAUCGCCAACACCUUCAAGUCAAGGAGCAACCGGUUUGGGUCGUGCUACCACAUAUUCAGCUCCUUCAACCCAGCCUGCCACCUUCGUAGCUCAAUCCUUUAACCAACCGACAGGUGGGUCACCGGGUAAUCCCUCCUUGUACAGACCGCCUGUGCAUCCUUCAUCCCCACUUGCAGGUCCAGGGGUGAACAAUUGGCCUACUGGGACAUCCACACCACCGGUAUCUUAUGCCCCUUACCAACGAAAGGACAGCACUCCGUAUAACAUUCCGGCAGGACAGUCUCCCAAUGCCUCCGUAUCAAAUCUCUCCCAGAAUUUCUCUCACAAUAUGAAUCUUGGCCCGAGUGGCGGCAGUCCUAGCACUGCUAACACGCAUCUGCCCCAACACACGGCACAUUACGGGAGCGCAUCCGGGGGUCCCUCUCCCCAACCCAUGAAUGCGCCCUUACCGUCACCAGGUUCGGCUCAACCAUCGGCUACCUACAUUAAUACAAAUGUACCGCCUCAGAAUCCGACUCCGAAUGCAUCCGGAGGGUACUUUGGGACAACCACUUCGUAUGGUGCUGGUGCUCCUACCGGUGCAUAUUCUUCUGGAGUCGUCUCAAAUCCAGCAUGGACACCUGCUGCAAGUUCUCAACCACCGACGAUGAGCAAUCCACCCUUUGGCGCUGCGGUUAAUAAUAGCAACAACAACAACGCCAGCCCGAGCGCCAAUCUAUACCCUGCGACAACCUCCACGCCUUCUCCUAACGUGUCACCUUCAGGUUUUGCGCCACCCACUGGCCCUCCACCUUCUUCGGGAUACUCUAAUCCAGCAUCAACAAUAAACACUUCGAAUCUGUACUCUGCCCCAACGACAGGCCCUCCUCCACAGCAAUCUGGGAGUUCUGGGCCGUCAUUCCCUCCACCGAAUUGGGUG
Acaulospora colombiana is the source of this 1384-nucleotide messenger RNA. Lineage: Eukaryota; Fungi; Glomeromycota; Glomeromycetes; Diversisporales; Acaulosporaceae. The record is from the annotation of a GenBank genome assembly.